AUGUCGAUAUCAGAAACGAUCGAGUAUUACUGCUUUGUAUCUCAAAUUGUGGAUUCUUUCCCGCCCGUUGGUAUUCAGGUGAAGUGGAGUGAUAUCUACCGAAAGAAUGCGACCUCUACAUACAAUUUUACAUAUGAAAAGGCUUGCGUCUUAUUCAAUAUCGCUGCCCUUCACUCGCAAAAGGCGUUCAAGUUCACCUCGAGCAUGGAGAGUCUGGGCGAUAUUCAGAUUGUUAUCAAUGAGUACAAGGAGGCCGCUAAUUGCUUCUUAUAUAUUCGCCAGGUCCUGUUUUCUAGUUAUGGUCAGGACAAUAAAACAUGGGAUAUGAGUGAAGCAGCUCUUUUAGGAUUUGAAAACUUUUGUCAUGCGCUCUCGCAGCUAGCCGUAGCCAAGAAGGCGGAUCUUUCUGGCACCAAGCCCUACGCCAAGUCUGCGAUUCUGUUCGGCUGCCAGAAGAUGUUCGACGAUGCUGCUGCAGCUUUUGAAUCCAGCAACGCUCCCAGCUCUAGCUGGGCGACUCUUUGUCAUAUUCUGUCGGAGUUCUGUCUCGGCAAUGCCUACUUGUACCUUGCUGAGUAUGCAAAGCAGCGAUUGGAAACCACCUCGACGGGCUGUGGCUUGCUGGUUGGCUUGGGUGCGGAGGCGGAGAAGGUUUUCCGAGCGAUUUUGGAGAAGUACCGGAAGGCGCUCAGCAAGCCGCUGUCCGAAAUGGCUACCGAUCUUGUCCAGAAGUCGCACACCACGUAUAUCGAAGGCAUGAAAGAGAAUCGCGCUUAUCUCGAAGUCCAGACUCCCGUUAGCGACUUCCCGCAAGUGGAAGCCAAGAUCCUUCACCCUCUGACCGAGCCGGAUAUCCCGAACAUCGGACCUGGCAGCUUCGAGAAGAUGGUGCCGCAGUAUGUGGUGGAUGCGCUGGCGCGGUAUCACAGCUUCGCGCAGGGCGAGCUGGACAAACUGAUCCAGUCCAUCGAAGGAUACAACAAGCAGCUGGAGCAGGUGAAGGAGAAUCUGCACGUGGAUAAUGUUAUCUCCACGGCGAAGUCGAAGGCGGGUCUUCCGGAAGAAUACUGGGAGCAGAUUCAGGACAUUCAGGAGAAGGAUGGCCUCCAGACGCUGUUCUCGAGGCUGCAUUCGAUGAAUUCGAAGGCUUCGGCUGUGAAAACGAGCAUGCAGGAGUUGCAGCAGGAACUGGGGGAGCUGCAGAAGCCGGGCAACCCUCCUCUUUCCUCUGCGCUCAGCCAGAUCAUGGUCGAGCUGAACAAGUUUAUGGGGUAUUUGGGCGAAGCGAUGUCUGGAGAACAGAAGGUGAACGAUCAAGUGCAGAAGGUAACGCAGAAUCGCACUUAUUUGGAGAGCUCUCGAGGUGAUCUCGAGGCGCAGCUGCCUUCCGAAGAUCUGUCCGGUAAUGCUCAGGUAGCGCUCGAGCAGCUCCAGAAGGCCGUGGGCGAAAUCGAUAGCAUUCUGCAGACGCGUAGGCAGAAAAUCAACGAGCUGCUGGCGAUGGAGAAGGAUGACAGCAAGAUUCGCGAUGAGCUGAUUCAAGAGAAGGGAUCUGGUGAUGAGCGUGGCAUUUUCACUCGCAAUUUCAAUCUCAUCAAGGACAAAUUCCACGAGUUGGAGCUAAGCAUGCAAUGUCAGAACACCUAUAUUUCUGCUUUGCAGCAGCGAUUCGAAGAGUUCAACAUGGCUAUGAAGAGCGAGCCUUCCUAUAUGCAGCGCCAGAGCGUGCUGAUCAACAUUUCUCGAACGAUCGAGGCGUUCAACAAUGCUUCGAGCUUCAUCGCCGAAGGCACUACGUUCUAUGAGAAAUUGGAUGCCAACUACAAGCAACUGCGAGCCCGAUUUGACGCGGAGAAAAAGUCUGCUUCUCCUGGCUUUGGCUCACCGAAGCGUUCCUUCCCUCCUGCGUCAGGAUCCCCGCCACCUCAGGGUCCUGGAGAAUGA
Molecule: messenger RNA, 1944 nt
Organism: Blastocystis hominis
Lineage: Eukaryota; Bigyra; Opalinata; Blastocystidae
Exons: 7
Coding region: 1-1944 (647 amino acids)
Biological process (GO): protein transport to vacuole involved in ubiquitin-dependent protein catabolic process via the multivesicular body sorting pathway
Cellular component (GO): endosome
Molecular function (GO): protein binding
Source: RefSeq, a predicted model, not a curated record